AUCAUCAUUUUGAACACACCCUACAUCACUUCUCCAAAAAAAAAAAUCUCUGCAAUUUUUCCAUUGUUUUCAGAUUGAUUUUCUUGGAUUUCAAUGUUUGUACAAAAGCUAUAAACACAAUAACUUUUGUCUCCUUUUGGCCUUGCGUGUGUGUGUGUUGUGUGUGAAAAGAGUGUUCAUGCAUUUAGAAAUACAGAGACAAACAAAGACAGGAAAGGUGGAAGAUUCUUUUCCAUUUCUUGUCUCCUUGUUUCAAUAGUCUUGCACAAAUCCCAAUUCCCUGUUGUCAAUAAAACCCAAAAAUUGAGAGAGAGACACAACUUUGGAUGAUUGCUUUGUGCAAAGUUGGGAUUUUUAUUGCAUUUUUCUUGGAUUCUUGAAAUGGGAUUUCAAGAUUGAGGUUCUUUAGUAAAGAAGGCGAAGAUGAUGCAGCACAAGAGAAGCCCGGCCUCAGUUAACCAAAGCUCGUUCGCGAACUUGAUGCCUAAAAGACUCAAGAUUGAUGCCCCUCUCUCUUCCAAAGAGAAGAAGGAGAGGGUGAGCGAACGCGUCUCUGCACUUCAACAGCUCGUCUCGCCAUAUGGAAAGACUGAUACAGCCUCAGUCCUUCUUGAGGCAAUGGAGUACAUAAGCUUCUUGCACGAGCAAGUCAAGGUAUCGUCUCUCUUGAUCUCUUUAUGUCGCGUUGGAAUGAAAAUGACGUCGUUUUGGCCUCCACAGGUGUUGAGUGCUCCAUAUCUAUGUAGCACAGAGGGCGAGGAGGCGUGUGGCCUCAGAGCAAAGGGCUUGUGUGUCGUGCCAACGUGUUUCAUUCUUGAAGUUGGAAGUAGCAAUGGUGCUGAUAUAUGGGCUCCAAUCAAGACCAGCCCCCCUAGUGCGAGGAGGCUGGUGUCGGAUGAGGGUGCUUCGGUCGUGACUUACUGCUGAUUGUUUGGGGUGAGGACGAAGUCAGGCGCCUCGGGGAUCAAGUCACAUUGAUCGGCCUAGAGGAGGCCCGGGUGGAAGGGAGUUUGGUUUGGUUGUAAGGUUAUGGUAUAGGAGAUCAUAGAGUGAGCAAAUUAGUUGUUUGUUGAUAGUGCUAAAUGCAUACAUUAGAUAUGUAAAGUUAUGUACUAGUGACAAUGAAACGCAGCAUAGUUGAUAAAUACGCAUCUCCUCCAAUUACUAGGUCGAGGAUUUGAGUAACUAUGGAGGCAUUGUUAUUAACUUUCUCAAGGAAAAAGAAGUCAUGUGUAACUAUCUCUUCAAAAGGAUUUUAUUAUUCCAGAUUCAGUUUUCAUCUA
Messenger RNA from Salvia hispanica, 1283 nucleotides. RefSeq names its product transcription factor bHLH153-like. Gene Ontology annotation, biological process: regulation of transcription by RNA polymerase II. Gene Ontology annotation, cellular component: nucleus. Lineage: Eukaryota; Viridiplantae; Streptophyta; Magnoliopsida; Lamiales; Lamiaceae. Gene Ontology annotation, molecular function: RNA polymerase II cis-regulatory region sequence-specific DNA binding; DNA-binding transcription factor activity, RNA polymerase II-specific; protein dimerization activity. The record is from RefSeq and is a predicted model, not a curated record.